ACAUAUGCCUGAUAAGUAGUACAUAUAUACAUAACUGAACCACGUGGAAAAGUGAGCGUCACUUGACCAAAGGAAUUCGACCCAGCUUCGUUCCACUACUUCGUUCCAGCCAUUGUCUAUCUGAAACUUACCUGGAAGUUAUCCAUAAAAUAAAAUAAUUCGUUUCGAACGGUUACUAAUAUUCCAUUCAUCUCUGUGAAAAAUGGAAACUUCAAUUAACCAAAAUCUUGUUGUUACUUUACCCGAGAUUGUCGCCAAUAUCCUGUCCUACCUGCCCACAUCCGACAUCAUGAAAUGUACCAAGGUCAACCGAACAUGGGAGGGGGAAGCUCGUACUCAUAUCUUGGCCAGAAACUCGGUUCAACUUCAGGUCCGGAAUUUCAAAAAAUAUUUUAAAACAAUGCGUCUACGCCGCUCGUACCAUAAAAAUAUUUACAUCUACCUCCACUGCAUGACUCCCCACGAGAUUUCCAACUACCUGGAAAAAUUGGCUCCCCGUUUAUCCAGAAAUUGGGAGAAGGUUACCCGUCUCAAGAUCGAUUUUCCCAUGGAUCUCCCUUCCGACUCGAUCUCAAUUCCGAUCAGAAUUUUGGAAACUUUGAAAAUUAUGAAGAACGUGAAAUCUCUCGAGAUCCGCCCAAUCUUCCGGAAACUAUGGAAUGAACUGAACGUACACAAAUUGAAAGAACACCUCGCCCAAAAUUCCCGCGCAUUCCGGCACGUGACCAAAUUUGGGAUAUGGUUGACCGAUGUUGCAGACUAUGAUGAGGACCACCGCGAGCCGAACAUGCAAGAUCUUUUGGAGCCGUUAAUCCCUCAUUUUUUCCCAUUAUUUCCGAACCUGAAAAUCCUUAAAUUGACGGACACUCCUGGUUUCGAUAUGUUUCAACUUCCCCGGAAGUUGAAUAAGCUCAUUAUUCGAAGGACGGAUAGGACCUCGAUUAACUUGAUGACUCCAUGCCUCCCUUUGAAGCCAGUGACCUUGACGCGUUUAGAGGUCACCAUGCAAGACGCGUGUCCCUACAUCGUCACCCAACUUGCCCCUCAUCUCGAGCACCUCUGCAUCCACGCAGAACUUUCGGUAGAUUCGAGCUUCGAUGACCCCUGGAUAUUCCCGGUUAUGCCGAAACUGAAAGUUCUCGAGUUUUGGAUAAGCCCGGAACUUUACUCGAUUUGGGGUUCCAUGUGCGUCAACUUAAAUUUCAAGUAUGCAAUUGUGGACAAAAGUACGGGGGAGAAGCUCAUUUAUGCCCAACAGUUCCCACUCCUGGAGAGUUUGACGGUUCGGAUGGAACCGGAAAAAUCGUCAGAAAAAGUAGUUUGUGCCCUGCCGGGUAGAAUGUUUGAUGUUGUAUAUAGGCAUUUUAUACCGCGGAAUACGGCGCCAUGUAAGACGCUGAAAUAUUUGGAUAUUCCAUUUCCGACGGAGGAUAAGUUCCGGGUGUCGAUUUGGUGGAAAUGUAGUGGGACAAAGAGGUGCCACUGUUGUGAGUGGAUGUACGCGUGGGAAUAUUUUGACGUGGUGGCCAGAACAUUUCCGAACUUUGAUAGUCCACUGGUUGAAGAGGGGAGGAAGAAUAGGUUAAUGGAUUAAUUGGAAAUAAGUACACGUACUAAAAUUGUUUGGAUUUCGAAGGGAAAGUUGACACGGAUUUAAUGUAUGUAGAUAUUACUGGAAUGCGUGGUGGUCAAUAUGCAUGCUAUGUAUUAAAGUAAAGACCUGAUUACAAUUUCAGUUUGUGCAUAAUUAUCCCAUUUUAUAAUUUUUUAAGGGUUGCUAAUUUUAAAUACAUAUGUAAAAUUUACAUAUUGAUCCAUACUGAGAAUGUUACGAAAUUUCCGAAAUACUUAAACAUGGCUUUUUAAAUAAAGAUAAAAUACUCUUAUGUACAUACAU
This is a messenger RNA of Folsomia candida, 1897 nucleotides long. RefSeq lists its product as uncharacterized. Gene Ontology annotation, molecular function: protein binding. Lineage: Eukaryota; Metazoa; Arthropoda; Collembola; Entomobryomorpha; Isotomidae. The transcript has 3 exons. The coding region runs from base 203 to 1594 and encodes 463 amino acids. The record is from RefSeq and is a predicted model, not a curated record.